Messenger RNA from Cavia porcellus (domestic guinea pig), 1177 nucleotides. Its product is annotated as cerebellar degeneration related 1. The record is from RefSeq and is a predicted model, not a curated record. The transcript has a single exon. Lineage: Eukaryota; Metazoa; Chordata; Mammalia; Rodentia; Caviidae. The coding region runs from base 206 to 598 and encodes 130 amino acids.
UUGCAGACAGUGGAAGACCUGGAUAUUUUAAGGCCGGUACAGUGGAGAUGUUGGAAGACGUGGAUAUUGAGCCUGCUGAUGAAAGACUGGAUAGUUGUAGGAAGACCUGAAGAUGCUGGAAGAUGUGGAGACGGUGGAAGACGAGCAGACGCUGGAAGCCCUGGAGAUGCUGGAAGCCCUGGAGGUGUAGGAAGACGUGGAUUAGAUGGAAGGCGUGUCUUCGCCGGAAGACGUGGAUUUUCUGGAAGACAUAGCUUUUUGGGAAAAUGUAGGAAGGCCAGAAAACAUGAAAGUGAUGGAAGACGUGGAUUUGUUGGAAGACGAGGAUUUCCUGGAAGACGUGGAUGUUCUGGAAGCUAUGGAUUUGAAGGAAGACAUGGAUUUUCUGGAAGGCGUGGCUUUUUGGAAGAUGAGGAUUUUCUGGAAGACCCGAAUUCUCCGGAAGACCUGGAUUAUUUUGGAAGACAUUGAUUUGCUGGAAGACUGGAAGGUUCAUGGAAGACAUGAAUUUUCUGGAAGUCAUGGAUUUCCUGGAAGACUUGAGUCUUCAGGAAGACAUACAUUGGUUGGAAGACUUGGAGAUUCCUGGAAGACAUGAAUUUUCUGGAAGACGUGGCUUUAUUGGAAGAGCUGGAUUUAGUGGAAGACACAGAUUUUGUCUGGAAGACACAGGUUGACCGGAAGACUUGAGUUGGUGGAAGACAUCCGUUAGUUGGAAGACCUGGAUUUUUCUGGAAGCAUGGAUUAAUUGGAAGACCUAGACUUGGUGGAAGACAUAGAUUUUUCUGGAAGACAUGGACUGGCUGGAAGACCUGGAUUUCUUUCUGGAAGACAAUGAUUAAGAGGAAGACAUGGAUUUUUCUGGAAGACUUGAAUUGAUUGGAAGACUUGGAUUUGGUGGAAGACAACAUUUUCUUGGAAGACAUAGAGUCACAGGAAGACCCUGAAAUUGUUGGAAGACAUGAUUUUUUCUGGAAGACAUGCAUUCUCUUGGAAGAACUGGAUUUGAUUAUGGAAGACGAGAUUUACUGGAAGACAUAGAAGAUUCGGGAAGACAUUAAUUUUCUGGAAGACAUGGAUUUCCUGGCAGACAUGAAUUUUCUGGAAGCCCGAGAUUGUCUGGAAGACCUUGAAAUCGCUGGAAGACUUCGAUUUGCUGGAAGAUCUUGACACUGGC